This is a messenger RNA of Populus nigra (black poplar), 2330 nucleotides long. RefSeq lists its product as uncharacterized. The transcript has 5 exons. Bases 561 to 2009 code for a protein of 482 amino acids. Lineage: Eukaryota; Viridiplantae; Streptophyta; Magnoliopsida; Malpighiales; Salicaceae. The record is from RefSeq and is a predicted model, not a curated record.
CCAUUUCCUUUUACUGCUUUUCUUUGACUGUGUUGAGUUCUUAAAGAUUGAUACUUUUGUUCUGUGUCUUUUGGCCUCCUUGGCUGGUUGAAGAUGUUGAAAUUAGUAUUUCUUAAUGUUUCCAUGAAGUGGACAACUUUAGAUUUAUACUAAUUGUCUGAAACUUCUUGGAGGAAUUAUUAAGAAAGAUUAACAAUUUGGAGUGUUUUUACCCGUUUGUGAAUCCAGGGUUGACUUGUUGUAUAGGAUUGAAGCUCUUUCCAUACAUGUUUUGAGCAUCGGGAUUCUGCGAUGUGGACAUGUAGGAUAGAGUAUCAUGUUUUACUGCUUUUAUCCGCCUUUAAGAUCCGGGUAUUCUUCUUGUUAUCAUUGCUUGUACUAUUUUCAGCCAAACAAGAAACGAUGUUUCGGAAUUUUCACGAGGGUAUGGAAAGAAAUGGAACAAGACCAAGAUUUCAUGAGCUACGCCAUCAAACCAAAAAACCGUCGGGACAUUGAGAAUCAUAUCAGCAAUUUUCUAGCUCAUCUUGUGAUUUAUUGGGUUUUAUUAAAGAAGCUUCAUGGGUUCCAGAUACCCGUCUCACCGACUUGGCAAUGGCCUUGUUGUAUCUGGUCGACCUGAGCAGCCAAAAGAAAAGGCUCCAACAAUGAGCUCAGCUGCCAUGCCUUAUACAGGUGGGGAUAUUAAGAAAUCAGGAGAGCUGGGGAAAAUGUUUAUCCCUUCGGAAGGCUCCAAGUCUAGGAAAUCUGGGCCAAUAACUGGGCCUCCUUCAAGGACUGGAUCUUUUGCAGGGGCUGCUUCACAUUCAGGUUCAAUGAUGUCAAAUGCUGCUCCUCGUGCUGGCUAUACCACAUCGGGUCCUGUACCCUCUGGAGGCUUGCCUGGUUCAGCUUCACUAAAGAAAUCGAGUUCUGGACCACUAAAUAAACAUGGGGAACCCAUAAAGAAGUCCUCUGGCCCUCAAUCUGGUGGAGUAACACGACAAAAUUCUGGAUCUAUUCCAUCAGCCCUGCCAGCAACCGGUCUCAUAACAUCUGGACCUAUUUCUUCAGGACCAUUAAAUUCUUCCGGUGCUCCUCGGAAAGUAUCUGGUCCCUUGGAAUCCACAGGUUCAAUGAAAUUAAACAGCUCCUCCAUUGGUAACAACCCAGCUGUGACUACUUUAAGUCAGGAUGAUGACUAUUCUGUGAGGAAGAACUUCCCAAAAACAGUAGUAUGGUUGGUGAUACUGAUUUUUGUGAUGGGAUUGCUUGCUGGUGGUUUUAUUCUUGGAGCUGUUCACAACGCCAUCCUCCUCGUUGUUGUUGCAGUUCUUUUUGUCAUAGUUGCUGCAUUAGUUGUUUGGAACAUGUGUCGGGGAAGUAGAUCUAUCAUAGAGUUCAUUGCCCGUUAUCCUGAUACUGAUCUCAGAACUGCAAAAAAUGGACAAUAUGUGAAAGUUUCUGGGGUGGUUACCUGUGGCAAUGUCCCUUUGGAGUCUUCAUUCCAAAGAGUUCCUAGAUGUGUCUAUACCUCUACAAGAUUAUAUGAGUAUCGUGCAUGGGGUUCAAAACCAGCCAACCCUAAUCACCGCCAUUUUACAUGGGGACUGAGAUCAUCAGAGACACAUGUUGUUGAUUUCUACAUCUCUGAUUUCCAAUCUGGUUUAAGAGCAUUGAUCAAAACUGGCAGUGGCACGAGGGUAACCCCUUUUGUUGAUGAGUCCUUUGUUGUUGAUAUUAACCCUGGAAAUAAAAACCUGUCUCCAGAGUUUGUCAGGUGGCUGGGAAAGAGAAAUCUUUCGGGUGAUGAGCGUCUAAUGAGAUUGAAAGAAGGGUACAUCAAAGAAGGCAGCACUGUUAGCGUGAUGGGAAUUGUUCAGAGAAAUGAAAAUGUGCUUAUGAUAGUCCCGCCUCCGGAGCCAUUGGCAACUGGAUGGCAAUGGCCCAGAUGCAUCUUUCCAGCUAGCCUUGACGGUAUUGUUUUGAGACAUGAAGAUACAUCAGAUGUUGAUGUGAUACCUGUAUAGUUAGCACUUAGCAGUGUCCAGACCAAAAACUUCUCUACUUAUCCCGAACCACAUAUUACCACGUUUCCUCUAUUAAUACCAAGUUAGUCAUGCAACGUUGCUGCUUUUUGUAGUUCCCAGGUACUGAUGGUCGAAGAUGUGAUUGUGCUUUUAGUUUUCUUCUUUAAUUUGCCAUCUGAACUAUGCUGUAUAGAUUUCUGAGAUUUCUUUUCCAAUUCUUUAAGAACAUUAGCUUUCAUAAAGCUAUGUACAGAAGACUGGUUAUACACCAUGGUUGUUUCUUCAAAAUACGGGACUCAUCGCAAGCAAGCUUCUUGGUUA